GGAGACUCCGGCACUAGGCAUGGCCGACAAAAAGCCCAAGGAAGGAGUCAAGACUGAGAACAACGAUCAUAUUAUUUUGAAGGUGGUGGGACAGGAUGGUUCUGUGGUGCAGUUUAAGAUUAAGAGGCAUACAUCACUUAGUAAACUAAUGAAAGCCUAUUGUGAACGACAGGGUUUGUCAAUGAGGCAGAUCAGAUUCCGAUUUGAUGGGCAGCCCAUCAAUGAAACAGACACACCUGCACAGUUGGAAAUGGAGGAUGAAGAUACAAUUGAUGUGUUCCAGCAGCAGACAGGAGGUGUCUACUAAAAAGGGAACCUGCUACUUUA
This is a messenger RNA of Mirounga angustirostris (Northern elephant seal), 327 nucleotides long. Its product is annotated as small ubiquitin-related modifier 2-like. Gene Ontology annotation, molecular function: protein tag activity; ubiquitin-like protein ligase binding. The transcript has a single exon. Lineage: Eukaryota; Metazoa; Chordata; Mammalia; Carnivora; Phocidae. The record is from RefSeq and is a predicted model, not a curated record. Gene Ontology annotation, biological process: protein sumoylation. Bases 20 to 307 code for a protein of 95 amino acids. Gene Ontology annotation, cellular component: nucleus.